Puntigrus tetrazona (Sumatra barb) is the source of this 3424-nucleotide messenger RNA. RefSeq names its product growth differentiation factor 10b (gene ifngr1l). Gene Ontology annotation, molecular function: cytokine activity; growth factor activity. NCBI's taxonomy places the organism in Eukaryota, Metazoa, Chordata, Actinopteri, Cypriniformes, Cyprinidae. Bases 1934 to 3247 code for a protein of 437 amino acids. The record is from RefSeq and is a predicted model, not a curated record. The transcript has 3 exons. Gene Ontology annotation, biological process: SMAD protein signal transduction; BMP signaling pathway. Gene Ontology annotation, cellular component: extracellular region.
AACAGUACCUUAUUGAAAUGUUCCCCAUUAAAAACUACAUGAUAUUUGCAUAAUGACUUUUCAUCGCUCUUCUAUUUGCAGAAAAACAGUAAAGUGUAAGACGUCUCUGAAUUCCUUUUUUUGUCCCAUUCAAGACCUAGUGUGUAAUUCAGGAGAUGCAAGUACAGUUCAUCUAGCUGUAUUCAUCAGCCCGGUCCGCAUGACUGGUCUCCAUAGAGAGACUGGACCUGUCAGAAAGCAGGCCGCUGAUGUGCAAGAGAACAGAGGUCAAGCCAAACAUUGAUGAGUCUUGGCAGAGCCGGAGGUUUUCACAUCCAUGACCGAAUCGGUCAAAAUGGUCAUUUAGCUGGAGCCAGUGGGGGGCUGGUGAGGGUCCAGAAUCAACGUCGCUUACACCGUCUUUUAGUUUAGAUGCAAAAACUCAAUAAUGAGAGCGUUCGGUCCAGAGAGCCUUACCAGACAUGUUCGUCAUGUUCAGACCAAAACACUGCAAACAUUGAACGGUUUGGCGGCCAUUUAUUACUUUGAAGACUUCUUGAUCUGGGAGUUUGCUUUUUCCGUUGUGUAUCUGUUAAACAGUCACGAAAAGUUCUGAAACUCUGAAACUCAGCAAAUCUGAAACUCUUUCGCUCCUUUAAGUUGAACGUUUAUGGCUGCACGGCGCAUAAAGUCACGCUUAUUUAUCAUUAUAGCGGCAUUUUUAAGUAUCGGGAUGAAGUCUACCAAACUCUGCAUCUAUAAAGUCAGCCUGACAGAAAUGAAUGCGGUGUUGUAAGAUGUUGUAUAAUCACAAACCGCUUUGCUUCAUCGUUCAUUAUGGGGCAAACUCAAGAACAAAACGAGGGCAUGUCGAGCCCAGCGUGAAAAGAAACCUCUAACUGCGUUGAAGAGAGCAGCUGGAAGUGUUUUAGCAGCUUGUCAGCACCUCAUUCACUCUCCCUGCUGUCUGUCCUCCUCGCGCUGGUCAUGCAUUGACUUUUUUUAAGAGUUUGCACAGAAAAUCUUUACCCGUCACACAGUUUCUGAAAGCAGCAAAAAACUAACUUGAUUUUCAGUUUCACGAAACACUUUUUGCAAAACAUCUGACACGAGGUGUCUUGAUUUCCGCUUUCAGAACACAACCAAUCCAUCACUAACUCCUCACUUCGCUGAACACCAACCAAUCAGAGCUUUAGAACAGGCCUAUAAACACGCAUCUUAAAACUACUUUUCUUUGGUAGGGCUACUGUAUAAUGCUCUAUCCACGGCCGCAAUUUCAACAUCUUUCUACCAGUUACUUUCAGUCUUGCACGUUGUGAGCCCUGUCUCAAGUAAAGGUGAAUGCGCUAAAUAAAAACGAAAACUCGUGGUACUGAUGCAAAAAAGCACACGCGCGCACGUGUUUCCGCGUGCAUGUGAUACCUAUCGCGUGACAGUUACACGCCAAAGUCAUUUUUUGCGCAUCUAUACCAUGCGUUUUAAUUAUUGUUUAUUUGGCGUGCUAUUUAUGCGCACGUUCACGGAAAAGUGAUGUGCACAGGAGAGCUUUGGGUUUUGAAUAACUAGGAUAUGCAAAAAUAUAAUAUAACGGCAAAAGCGUUAGUGGUUGCGUUUGAGAUGCGUGCGCGACAUUUUAAGUGCGCUGCUUCUUCUUGCGUUCUUGGCUUUGCGCGUAAAGUUUUCAGUUAGUGUAAUUUCAAAACGUUUUUAAAAUGAAAAGUGCCACGCCAAAUGCAGAAAAGUGAACGUCAGAGGAACAGAGCGAGUGCGUCGCAGCGCGUGCUUUCAGGAUGAUGCGUCACGCUCCUGGUCGGCUGCGGGCGUCAUCAUCUGUCAUCUGCUGCGAGAAACAAGUGUAUGAGCACCGAGCACCAGCCUUCCUCCAACGACACGCGGAUUUCAGCAGCUUUCCGUCACUCCGCGUUAAAGGGACUGCGCGCGACAAACCGUGAAUAUGGCAUCAGUGUGCGCGGUGGCACGCGCUCUUCUCUGCCUGAACAUCGUCAAAGUUUACUUCGUGAACUCGUCUGAACCGAACGGAGAUGUUCCUGCGACCCAGCCGUCGUUCCACAGCCCUGCUCGAGACAUGAUGACUGUUAACAUGUACAGAGUUUAUGAUAAAUACAGCAAGAAGCAUCAUCAUCAUCAUCAUCAUCAUCAUCAACAGAACAUAAACACCGUCCGAAGCUUUAAAGGAGUCCCGGAGAUCUCGCGCCACAAGGUGGUGUUCCGCUUCAACCUGACCUCCAUCCCCGAUUCGGAGGCGAUACUGAUGUCAACUCUGCACUUUCUCGACCAACAAGCUCGCCCGCGGCCUUGGGCCUGCCGUCGUUCCCGAGGAGCCCCGUGCCGUCUCCAGCACCUCCAGUCCCCGACCAUCACGCAUCUCAUCAUCGAGGGAACGUCCCCAAACGCCGCCGUCCCCUCGCAGCUGAGCAACAUCACGCUGUCUCCUAACAGAAAGGGGCUUUGGCAGAUUACAGACGUAUCAUCAGCUAUCAAACAAGCGCACGCGAACGGCGAGCUCUCGAUUACCGUCGAGUUCGACUUCGGCCAUCGGAGACGUCCGGAUCGCUCGUCUCCUCAAAGCCUGCCGUUCGUGCUCGUGUACGCCGAUGACGGAGCGAUAACGGAGCCCAACAGUGUGGCUGCGAGUCUGCAGAGAUACAGUCCGUCUCCUGCGCACGAGGACGCCAGGACCGAAGCACCGGCAUCUUCACUCAACUCUAGAAUCAGAAGGGAAGUAGACCACCUGCAGAGUAACCACCUGCCUGACCUCCGGUACAACGAUCUGAAGAGCGGGGAGAUGUGGGAGGGAGCUUUUUUUGUGAAAAAGCCCAAAUCCUUGUCGAAAGGUCCGGAAAAUCACGGAGGGCUGAGGGGGUCGAGGGAGCUCAGCUUCGACGAGAAGACCAUGAAAAAAGCCAGACGCAAGCAGUGGAGCGAGCCGCGAAUGUGUUCUCGCCGCUACCUGAGGGUGGACUUCGCCGACAUCGGCUGGAGCGAAUGGAUAUUGGCGCCGAAGGCAUUCGACGCCUACUACUGCGCAGGAACGUGCGGCUUCCCGAUCCCAAAGGUGGUCCGUCCGUCCAACCACGCCACCAUCCAGAGCAUCGUGAGAGCCGUGGGGAUCGUCCCCGGGGUCCCAGAGCCCUGCUGCGUCCCGGACGAGAUGAGCUCUCUGACUGUGCUCUUCCUGGACUCCGGCAGGAACAUGGUGGUAAAGAUCUAUCCCGGCAUGUCCGUGGAGACCUGCGCCUGUCGAUAACUAAACACAAAGGGACCGCUAUCUCUGCGAGCAAGACCUGGAAACCUCAAAUAAUCACACAAACAUUGUAUCCUCUCCACUCUUUCUUUUGUAUAUAAACCUCGUUGUAACAUAUGGUGAGCGGUUUUCGUUUUGAUCGUGCAUUUCUGUAAAUAAAUCCUGUAACACUUUGCAACA